This is a messenger RNA of Podarcis raffonei (Aeolian wall lizard), 9054 nucleotides long. It is a transcript of the gene TRANK1, whose product is annotated as tetratricopeptide repeat and ankyrin repeat containing 1. Lineage: Eukaryota; Metazoa; Chordata; Lepidosauria; Squamata; Lacertidae. The transcript is spliced from 23 exons. Bases 38 to 9040 code for a protein of 3000 amino acids. The record is from RefSeq and is a predicted model, not a curated record. Gene Ontology annotation, molecular function: ATP binding; protein binding.
CUGUCUCUCAGAGCAUAUUUAUUUCCUCUUUGUCAGAAUGGAUCCCUUCAGCUUUGGGGACCCCAUGAGUUAUGCCGAGUUCUUGAGAGGGCAAGGGAAUCAAGACUUCAAAAAUGGAAACUAUGCUCUUGCCAUCAGAAAGUAUGACGAAGCACUAAACAUACUGGUCUAUUUACACAAAGCAGUAAGUUUUUCCCAACGGCGAGAAGUGGCAGUUUUACUCUGCAACCGAUCAAAUGCCUUUUACAACUUAAAUAAAUGGAGAGAAGCCUUCUGCUCAGCAAGACAGAGUCUCCAGUGGGAUCCAGCUUACGUUAAGGGGUACUAUAGAGCUGGCUACUCCCUGAUUAAAUUGAGACAGCCUCUCGAUGCUGUUAAAACGUUUUAUCAAGGUUUAGACUAUCUCCAUGGUUCAUCAGAUGUGGCUCAAAUUUCUGAUUUUAUAGUCGGUAUCUUCUCAAGCGUUAACGAUGAAAGGACUAUUACCCCACAUUUAUUAUCCGUCUGUAAAAAAAUUGUGAGCGAUAAUUUCACGCCACCAAUUUGGCGACAGGUGAUUGAAAAGCUGGCCAGAAAAGGACUGUGGCAGUCUUGCCUAGUGUUGGCUGCAGAGAAAGACCGGUUGCCAAGGAAUCUGCAAGUGACCAAUUUAUCACUAAGAGAGCUGUUUGAGAAAUAUGUUCUCUUUGGCCAGUAUGAAAAAAUGGAAAGGGUGCCCAAACUGGUGGAGUGGCUUGUCUCCCUCGGAGCAAAUAUAAGAAGUGUUGGAACCUAUCCUCUUCAUGCUAUCAUCAUGCUUUGUAUCAAAGCAAAUGCAAACUACCUUUUCAGUUGGUUAUUGAAUUAUAAGCCUGAACUGAAGGAUCUUAUCAACCAGCAAAAUGAAGAGGGGGCCACAGUUCUCCACAUUGUAGCAUCUCAUUCAGCUGGCUAUCCUAUGAAAAAUCUGAUAGAAAACGUGGUGAUGCUUCUGAACGCUGGGGUGGAUCCAAAGAUCUGUGAUGCCCAGUCAAGGUCUGCUAUGGAUAUCUUGAAAAAACACAAGAAGUUCAGGGUUAUAGAUCUAAUCAGCAAGCACAUGGAAAGUUUUAAUCUACACCGGGAUGAGUCACCAGAGCAGACUGAAUGCACAGGCCCUGCAGACAGCGUUGCCUUGCUUCAUGAUGCUUUUGAGCAGUUUGUGAGGUUUUGUCGUUCGGAAAACAGAGUGCAUAACAUCGGUGUAUUGAGGCAUGAAAAAGUUCAGAGGCUUCUGAACCUGCUGAAUUCAAUAAGAGAAAUUCCUGAAGAAAUAGUUUGUGACAUUCCUCCUGCGUGCGCCAGCAGCUUCAUAAAGCUGUUGCUGGAGAAGCAAAGGUGGCAUGAAGUUAUGCUGCUGCUGACCCGAAAAACCACAGGGAAUAUGACACUGGGAGACGGCCUUAUUAAGAACUGCAAUCUGUCGGACGUUGACAUUGGCACUGUCUUGAAAGACAUGGACAGGUCAGAUGGGCGACGGCUGCAUCUCGUGAGAUGCUUGAUGCAGAGGGGAGUGUCACCUGAGGGGAGUAGAUCAAGCCAUGAAAAACCACUUCAGAAAUGUUUAAAGAGCAAUGAUUUUGAGCUGGCAUGUGUGCUCCUGAGCUCGGGUGCAAAUCCACACCAUAUAUCCAUGGCAGAAGGCGAUACCCCUUUACAUGCUGCGUUGUCCAUUUAUUUUGAUAAGAAAGACGAGAAUGGCUUACAUUUAUUGAGUCACCUUCUAGACUUGUACGAUUCAGAUCCGUCUAAAUUUUCGUAUCUUAGUCCCAAUAGGCGAGACAAGAAUGGGGACACGGUCAUGCACAUUAUUUUUCAGAAAAACUUAACAAAGCAUGUUAAGAAAAUGUUAGGCUGGCUUGCAAAGUUUGAAAUUAACUUGAAUUUAAAAAAUAAAUCUGGCAGAGAUGUGCGUCACAGAAUAAAAAAAACGGAUCCGAUGCUUAUAGCUUGGAAUGAAGCUGUCGCUGAGAACAAGAAGAGGUCCCGACACGACGCAGCAGGACAUCAAACUAAAAUACCAAAAUCCACUUCAGCUUGCGGCAAGUCAGAGCCCCCAAAUUCAACCCAUUCUUCAGCUGCACAGUCAUCCAAAAUGCUGCCUGAAGAACUCCCGUCAGACACAGAACGUAAUCUAUGGGAAGAAGAAGAGGCAGAAGUUGCUGGAGUUCAAAGCUCAUCUUUCAGAGAUACCAAUAAGCCAUUGACUCUGCGAGAUUGCCUUGUACAAGCAAUCACACAGUUAAUCCAAAAACUCGCACUGAAUGAAGUCUCAACAAAAGAGAACUCCGUGGCACCCCAAGUACCAAAGCAGCCACCUUCCAUGACUAGGAUUGCAGAUGACAAGAGUGAAUAUCGGCAGGUGUGCGCCCAUGAGGCCUAUAAUGCUUGCCCAGACCAAGAUGAAUUGGGGGAGAAGGUGCAGAAUGAGCUUGAGGAGGCCAAAGCAGAAGAGGAAGAAGACGCCGAAGUCAAUCGACAGCUUCAGGAAAUUGAGAUGUGCCUUCAGGACUUUGAUAAUAUGACAUGGGAAAUUGAGUGCACCUCUGAGGUGCUUAAGAAAUUAGAAGACAAAAGCUUCCCUCACCAUAUGAAGAAGAAAGUAGUAUUGGCAAUUCAGCAGCUAGGAAACGGUGAAUGGACCAAAAGUUUACAAAAGAGGCUGAAACAUUUGAAAGGCGACAUUCAGCUCUACGAGGCAAAGUUGGACAAAGGGGCCAGGCUGCUUUGGGAGCUUGCCAUAGACUUUUCUCCUCGCUGUAGCGAGGCUGCGGAAAAGAUAAUAGAGAAUGAGAAUUCCACGCAUCCCACAGAAAAAACUGGGAGGGUUUACACAGAAAUCAUCAGGAUAUGGGACAUUGUGCUUGAUCACUGCAAACUCAACCGAGCCAUUGACCGCGCUAUCGACCGUGCUGUUGAUCUUGCUGCUGACCGUGCCGCUGUUAAACAAGCUGUUAAACUUGCUGCUGACAAGAUAUGUAAAGCAUACAAUCGUGGUCUGUCCUGUAUUUUGAGGAAAAAGCUUAAAGGUAUCAACGCAACUCCGAUUUCUUCUAACUUGAAUAUACAAAAGCGCAUUCCUCGCAUAUAUGUUGAAGAUACUAAGCCAGAAAAGUUGAAAGAUCAUGCCCUGCCUGAAUACUUUCCCCCAGCUAGUGCGGUGGAAACCGAAUACAACAUCAUGAAAUUUCACAGUUUCAGUACUAACAUGGCACUUAAUAUCAUCAGUGACAUGACCACUGCUGUUGAAUACCCCUUCAGAGUGGGCGAGUUGGAAUAUGCAGUCAUUGACUUGAACCCCAGACCGUUGGAGCCAAUCAUCUUAAUUGGACGGAGUGGAACUGGGAAGACUACUUGCUGCUUGUACAGGCUUUGGAAAAAGUUUUAUUCUUACUGGGAGAAAGCUGAGUUGGCAGGAGGUCCCUUGCUGGUCAGACAGAUGUGGCACAGAUUGAAAUUUAAUAUGCAUUUUGAAAACAGCACUGAGGAGGAAGAUAGUGAAAAGCAAGAUGGCAGCGACCCCACUGAUUCAUCUGAACUGGAAACAUCUCUAAGUACAGAUGAGCAAGAGCAGGAUGAAGAUGAACAGGGUUCAAAUCUAGGAGACCCAGAAAUGAAUUUAGGGUAUGACUCUGAUGAGGAACAUGCUGCAGAAGAAACUGACAAACUGGAACACUUGCAUCAGAUCUUUGUUACUAAAAACCAUGUUCUGUGCCAAGAAGUUCAGAGGAACUUCAUAGAGCUUAGCAAGUCUUCAAAGGCAACUAGUCAUUUCAAGCCCCUUGAACCAAAUGUUCACCGACUUCAGGAUGUUAAAGACGAAAACUUUCCUCUCUUCCUCACAUCCAGACAAUUGCUGCUCUUCCUUGAUGCCUCUAUGCCUGAACCAUUUUUUCUGAGAAAUGAAGACGGAAGUCUUAAGCACACCAUUGCUGGAUGGUCUACUAAAGAAGAUCUCGCCAUCUCAAAUUGGCAGGAGGAAGAGGAAGACGUUGACGUAGAUUGUGAUGAGGAUGAAAAGGUUGCAGAAGUCCAUAUUAGAGAGAGUGAUCCUCGAGUCUUUGUGACUUACGGUAUAUUUGCUAAUGAAAUCUGGCCCAAAAUGGUAAAAGGCAAAUGUCCCUACAACCCAGCGUUAGUUUGGAAAGAAAUAAAAUCUUUCUUGAAAGGGUCUUUUGAGGCUUUAAGCAGCCACCAAGGCAUACUUACAGAAGAGGAAUACAAAAAACUAGGACGGAAGAGGUCCCCAAACUUCAAAGAAGACCGUAGCGAAAUUUAUCAGCUCUUUGUCCUUUACCAACAAAUAAGAUCACAAGGAAAUUAUUUUGAUGAAGAAGAUGUCUUGCACAAAUUGUCUCAAAGACUCUUAAAGCUCAAUGAUCUACCAUGGUGCAUCCAUGAGCUUUAUGGGGACGAAAUUCAGGAUUUCACCCAGGCAGAGCUAGCACUGUUAAUGAAAUGCAUUGAUGACCCGAAUGCGAUGUUCCUGGCUGGCGACACAGCACAGAGCAUUAUGCAAGGAGUUGCUUUUCGUUUCAGUGACUUGAAAUCACUUUUCCACUAUGCCAGCAAAAAUUCUGCUGACAAGAAACAGAGUAUUGUUAGAAAACCAAAAAGGAUAUACCAGCUUUAUCAGAACUACAGAUCUCAUUCAGGUAUUCUCCACUUGGCCUCGGGAGUUGUUGACUUGCUUCAGUACUAUUUCCCAGAAUCCUUUGAUCGUCUUCCUAGGGAUUCAGGUCUCUUUGAUGGGCCCAAACCCACCGUCUUGGAAUCUUGCAGUGUUAGCGAUCUGGCAAUUCUGCUGAGAGGCAACAAAAGAAAAACACAGCCGAUAGAGUUUGGAGCGCAUCAGGUGAUUCUUGUAGCAAAUGAAAUAGCAAAGGAAAAGAUCCCCGAGGAACUUAGUUUAGCUCUUGUGCUAACAAUUUACGAAGCAAAAGGCUUGGAAUUUGAUGAUGUGCUCCUUUACAACUUUUUCACAGAUUCAGAGGCUUACAAAGAGUGGAAAAUAAUUUCUUCUUUCAAACCUCCCUCUCCUUUACCUGAAGAAACCAAAAUGGUCAUUGAAACGCCCUUGGAGAAAUUUGCUGAUGCUCAAAGAAAACUUCCUGUUCUGAAUCCAGAAAUGUACAAGAUGCUUAAUGGAGAGCUAAAGCAGUUAUAUACUGCUAUUACAAGGGCCAGAGUCAAUCUGUGGAUAUUUGACGAAAACAGUGACAGGCGUGCACCUGCAUUUCGAUAUUUCAUCAAGCGAGAACUCGUUCAGGUUGUCAAAACAGAGGAAGAUAAAGAUUUUGAUGACAGCAUGUUUGUUAAAACCUCAACUCCAGAAGAAUGGAUUGCGCAAGGAGAAUAUUAUGCAAAGCAUCAGUGUUGGAAGGUGGCUGCUAAAUGCUAUCAAAAAGGAGGAGCAACCGAGAAGGAAAAACUAGCCUUGGCACAUGACGCUGUGCUUAAAGUACAGUCAAAGAAAAUGAACCCCAGAGAGAAGCAAAUGGAAUAUAUGGAACUGGCUAAAACUUAUCUAGAAUGUGAUGAACCAAAUUUGGCUCUCAAAUGUCUAAUCCAUGCCAAAGAGUACCAGCUUUGUGCACAACUUUAUGAAAAAUUAGGAAAGGUGAAAGAAGCGGCAUAUUACUAUAAAAGAGGACAAUACUACAAAGAUGCAUACAGAUGUUUUGAGCAGAUGCAAGAGUUUGAUCUAGCGCUUAAAAUGUGUUGCCAUGAGGAGCUGUAUGAAGAAGCAGCAAAAUCUGUUGAAAGAUAUCAAAAGAUGAUGAGAAAAGAAGGACUGCCACUUUCCAAACUUUCAUACACAGCAAACCAGUUUUAUUUAGAAGCUGCUGCCAAGUACCUGCGCACAAACAAGAUGAGUGAAAUGAAGGAGGUGCUGUCUCACCUUGACACCGAAGACCAGCUUGUGUUUUUGAAAACGCACAAAUGCUUUGCUGAAGCUGCUGACCUGCUGAAGAGGGAAGGCAAAGAUGAAGAAGCGGCAAAGCUGAUGAUGCAACAUGGCUUUGUACUGGAAGCAGCCAAGCUCACUAACCAAAAAGAGUUCCGAGCAUCAUGUCUGCUUGCUGCGGCCCGCCUUAGUGUGGCAGGCAUUUGUAAGGUGGAGAACGUGAGAGACAUCUUGAGCGAAGCCUUAGAUCUGUUUGAGCGAACAGACCAAAAGUCUGGUAGCGCAGAGGCUACCUAUUUGAUAGGACUUUUAGAGAAAGACUUCUAUAUGUUGGAGAAGGCCUCUGGAAUGUUUUUGCGUGUGAAUCACAAUGCUGGCGCUGUGGAAGCUCUGUUUGGAGCAACAAGCUGUGAUGUCAACUGUGAGGCCAUCUUGGGAUUAACAUCCUAUGGAAUCGAAGCCCUCCUAAAUCUGGUCAAAGCUUUCAAAAAAGCAGGCACCAACGCCGAGAAGGAAAUGGUGAAGUCGUGUUUUGAAUACUUUGGAAUUGUCCUGAUAGACGGGAAAAGUUGUCAGGUCUCCCAGAAUGAAGCGGGCUGUAUUCUAGAACAUUUGUCCGAAAAUUACAAACAGAGAGAAAAGAGAACAAGUGAUAAGCUCAGUGUAAGCCUGGAAGAGGUGAAAUUUGCACUGAAUAAACAUUUGUUGAAUAGGCUUACUGCCAUUAUUCACCAUUUACAUGGUCUGAGCUUCCCAAAUAUUUGCACAAAGUUUAUUGCCGGCUUGAAGUGUGAGGACGAAACCUGUGAGGACUUCCAUAGCUCCCUGUCACGUCAUGAGAUAAAAUCUAUAUUUCAGUGUAAAAUGCACCUGGCUGCAAUAAAUGGGCUACUGUUAGAAGCCAAGCAAGUGUUCCCAAAAGAUUUGCUUCAUGAACCCAAUGCCAUUGAUGAGCUGUUGACCCCUGAUAAGUAUGCACUGUGCAAAUCUCUUAUCAAUGCUAUAUUUCCCAAGCAUUUCCACCUGAGGAUGGUGUCCGAAAAUCCAAAAGCAUGCAAACAGAUCCUGAGCCAUUAUUGCUUUAGCCAUAAAAAUUCUAAUCCUUGCAGGGCAGUUCUGAGAGAAUGCAUCCGGUCCGAAUUUACAAAUGAGACGGCCCAGAACAGGAGAGAAUCGACGGAUCUGUGGCUGAGAAUGAUGCAGGUCUUUGCCUUUACUUCCACUUACCCCGCAGAGUUUGAUAGACUCCUUUCCAAAGAAGAAGAUGACUAUAAUAGAGAACUGAAGGUGGCAGAUGAAAGGGGGAGAGGGAGAGCCAAAGGCAUAGAGGGCAGAUAUGGAAUGCUGCUACCUGAUAAAUAUGCGGGCAAUGCUGAGAGCACAUACUUGUGUUUCAUCAGACUCUUGCAGGAAUCCAUGGACCAACUCUACAUUCACAGAAACCUUGAGCGGUGCAGGUGGUUUUUUUAUCGUUUCAUGAAUGUCUUGGUGAAGAAAUGCGUUGACCCUUUAAUUCCAAGCAUAGGGAACACUGUGGCUUUGCUGGAAUUUCAGUUCAUCCUGUGUUGUGCUGUCCUCAUGCGCCUCUGCAAAACCAUGACUCUCUGCCUCCCCAAGAGUUAUAUUGCCCUCUUCCAUUACUGGGACUAUUUAUUUGCAAGAGGGGACCGAUGUAAAGACGCCUUCACCUUUUCUGUCAUACAAGAGUAUAAGCCACAGGACACGAAGCAAGCCAUAAAGGAAUUUAAGGUUCACCUGAGAUAUUUAGCCAAUGUUCUGUGUGGGAAUGAAAACUUCAAUGUACUCUUUGAUGCUUUUGGUGACCUUGGCUUCAUCAUGUCUGGGGAAGCUGAGCGCACUGUGGUGCUUUGCUUAGUGAUGUUGGUGAAUGCUGAUCAGGUGCUUGGUUGGAAAUAUAAAUAUAUUUUAGCCAAAAUUUUUCCCACCCUCCGAGAAUUCCUUGCAGAACUGAAAAGGGACUACCCUUCCAAAGUGCCCGAAAGAUUGAUUAAGAUUGUGGAUCUGAUGAGUGAGACUUCCAAUGUUAAAGAAGUAGUCGAUGGCCUCAAGGAGCUGCUGCUUUGUCGAGAUACAGAGUAUUUAGCAGACUGUUGCUGGAGGUGGGACCCUAAAGGAACGAGGGUUACUAAGUAUGAGAACAACAAACCUGUCAGAGGUAUCUACUUUGAGGUUGCCGACUUGGACAGAUUUGCAUAUCUGAGCCAGGCAAGGAAUUUCGAAGAGGCAGAAAUAGAUCUUGAAAAGGACAUGUACAUCGAAGAGAGAGAAGACCCAUUAGCCAAUAUAGCAUCGUUAAGGCAGCAGAAGCAACAGCAAAAAGCUUCUGCCAAGCGGAAGCUGCGGGGCCUUUUCCUGUUUGUCUACUGUUGCAUUAGAUGGAAAAGGAUUUCCUCUUCAAAGCAAGAAUCCCCCGAUAUGGCACUGGGAGUCUUCAAAAAAGCAGACGUUGACCCAACACAGUGUGACCUUUGUGGAGUCAAAUUUCUCCAAAGGCCUGCAAACUUUGCUGCUCAGACAGAACCUUCUGAAAAAGAACCCACAGAAGUGGCAACACCAACGGAGGCAGACUGGGAAGAGAACAUGGACAGAAAUGAAAUUUUUGCCGCUGGAGAAACGUUUGAAAAUCACAUCAUGCUGGACGAACAUGGAAAUAAUUUUGCCUCUUACCAGAGGUAUUUUGAGUUUUUCAGAAUUAAUGUGGAGCCAUUAAUCCGAAAGGGGAUGGAUGUGAUGGAAAGUAUUGCCGAUAACACGUGCAUCAAAGGCCACUUUGCAUCCAAUGAGCAGUCUAACCACAUGCAAAGUAGAAUCCAAGCGGCUAUUAAGAAGAUUUCUGAUAUGGUGGAGGACAUCUAUAGGAGAAAGGCAUGGGCUGAUGCUGAAGAAACCAUGUCCAAGUUGGCUAGCAAUUUGAAUUCUAAUGUAGACAAAGCUUCUAAUUGGCUGAAGGAAACGGAGUCCCGCCUACUAAAGGAGGAAGAAUUUGACCAUGACAAAGACUUGGACAGUGAAGUGAAAUGCGAAAAGGACACUUUUGAAGAGCUGCACCCUAAGAAGCCCUCAAGAAAGAUGAUGAAGAGAAGAAGAAAAUAAUUAAUUCUUUUUUU